This is a messenger RNA of Postia placenta MAD-698-R-SB12, 447 nucleotides long. RefSeq lists its product as hypothetical. The record is from RefSeq and is a predicted model, not a curated record. Bases 1 to 447 code for a protein of 148 amino acids. The transcript has 4 exons. NCBI's taxonomy places the organism in Eukaryota, Fungi, Basidiomycota, Agaricomycetes, Polyporales, Adustoporiaceae.
AUGUCUGCGAAAUCCCAAUCCCAGUACGCUCCAGCGUCCAAGGUACCGUUGAUCAAGUCGCCCAGUCUCCGCGUCCCGCGCCCGGUCGAGCGGCCUCCAGACAUCCACCCGCUCCCCGACGACGUGACUGCAUACUUCGUAUACCCCUUCACCCUCGAGCCACACGUCAUUCGCCUCGAGGAGUCACGCCGAUCCACCCUCAUCGCACACGCUACGCGCCGCGAGGCAUAUCUCCGAGCUCGUGAAGAGGAGAAGGAGCGACGCAAAAGGGAGGCGUUGCGCAGGAUUGCGCCUGGGUUUGAGCCACAGGCCAGCCCGCUCGUUCCAACGAAGAGAGCGUCCUUAGGGCCCGGUACAUCGUCAGUUACGAUGGACGACACGGGGCAUGCGCGGUCGAGGUCCGUCAUGGAAGACCUCGUAGAUCAGCUGGCGAAGCUCGACUCAUGA